Molecule: messenger RNA, 775 nt
Organism: Fomitopsis serialis
Lineage: Eukaryota; Fungi; Basidiomycota; Agaricomycetes; Polyporales; Fomitopsidaceae
Exons: 3
Coding region: 84-533 (149 amino acids)
Source: RefSeq, a predicted model, not a curated record
GGAUCGUGAACUUACUACCCUCCGCACUCGUCCCCGAUCACACCCUGCCCAAUAAUCUCAUUCUUCCUUCCAAGAACACGGCCAUGGCGAUCCUCCCCACGUUCUAUGCAUGGUCCAGAGAACACAUCCAGCGUGUUUUCGAGGCCAAGACAUCAGCAGAUUGCCUUCGAGCUCUCGACGACACGUUUGCGCAGAACAUCGAGCUGACGCUCAACGGCUCCCCAAUACCACGCACGUAUCUCCAAUCCGCCAUCAUGGGAAUGGUGGAGAGUUCUGGAUUUCGUCUGUCGGUGGAGUGGUUAAACGCGGUCGAAGCGCCACGCGACGAGUCCUACAGAAGUGGCGCACUGGGAGGAUACUACGUCAUUCGCAAUCUCCGCAGACAGUCGCCCGACUCAACGACACACAUGCUAUAUGAACGACACAAGUCUAUCAAUGUCAUCAUCGAGUCCGAGUCGUCAGAUCCCUACGUCGACAGUCGGCGCAUCGUAAAAUUGGCUCUUGUAGCCACGGACAAGCCUAUGCACACAUAGUUAGACAUAGAAGCCAUCGCUGCUAGGGCGUCAGGCCGUAACUUAUUCCACGCACAUCCUAAACACUGUAUAAUCAGCUGUAGUUGUACUUUUCGCCUUUACCAUGUACCGUCACCUACGUCGUCAGGUUAUUACUCACGGACGAGUCUGAGGCUUCCCUGUAGGCUCGUUCCGUAACACUCGAUUUUACGGUAAAUCAUUCGCCCAAUCAAUUCCCGGGCAUUGGCGACGCGGGCUUCGUU